This is a messenger RNA of Dicrocoelium dendriticum, 4974 nucleotides long. The record is from the annotation of a GenBank genome assembly. NCBI's taxonomy places the organism in Eukaryota, Metazoa, Platyhelminthes, Trematoda, Plagiorchiida, Dicrocoeliidae.
UUUUAUUCCACUCACCCCGUCCUCUUUUACGGUUCCCCACAUACGUUUCUAUUACUUCACCUUUGUGACUAGCUUGGGUUGACACUGAAUCUUAUGCUUAAUGGUUUUUCCCUUACUCUGUACAUUUCGCUCGUUCGUGAGACAUCGUAUCGAUCCUUCGGCCCGGGAAUGACUAGCUUUGAUUGAUCGAUUGUCAGCCUUUCUGCAUAGCCUGUGUACAUGCCCUAAUUUGAAUCAUGUCAUUGAGUUGCACACACAGACGUUUGGUGGCCGGUUGGGCGUGCGGCGUGAACAUUGUUUUUUACCCGGUCGUUCGUGUUCUCACUACCGUUAGUGGGUGGAAGCAAUCGUGGGGUUCCGACACAACAGUUUCUCUGGCGACGAGAAGUGGUGAACCAUGUCGGUUUCGUUCGAGCAAUUGCAGACUUUACUUCAACAGCAACAAUUGCAAUUUGAGAAAUCGCAAAGGCAGCUGAUCGAAUUGCUCACACAGAAAUUGAACCUUCAGACAGAACCCCCGACGACGACGACGACGACUGCACGAUCAUCAGUGGACGCCCUUACUGCAUCAAUCACAGAAUUUGUGUUCGAUGGAUUGAGUGGUGUAACCUUCGAUUCAUGGUUUAAGAAGUAUGAGGAUAUUUUUCGAGUGGAGUUUGCUGACCAAGAUGAUGCCUGGAAAGUUCGAUUGUUGUUGAGAAAACUUGGAGCAGUGGAGCAUGAACGCUACACAAAUUUCGUGUUGCCGAAAAACGCAAGGGACUUCAGCUUUGAUGAGACCGUGAGAACUUUGACGCAGAUCUUCAGUGAGCAAGCCUCUUUGUUCAGCAUUCGGUACAAUUGUUUGAAGUUGGUCAAACGCGAUGUCCAUGACUUUGUCACUCAUGCUGGGAUUGUGAACCGCGAAUGUGAACGAUUCAAACUGGGCACGAUGACUGCGGAUCAAUUUAAGAGUCUUAUUUUUGUGUGCAGUCUCCAGUCCCCCGCUGAUGCCGAUAUUCGCACACGAAUUUUACACAAGCUUGAACAGGAACCACAACUGACGUUGCAGGAUAUCACUACAGAAUGCCAGCGGCUGAUUAAUUUGAAGCACGAUACAAAAAUGGUUGAAACUGCUGAUCACAAAACUGAACCCCAAAUUUGUCGUACAGCUAUCCGACGUAAAGGAAUGAAUCGAACUGGAUCAACUCCGAAGCCCCCGACCGCAUGCUGGAAUUGUGGCGCCUGGCAUUUUGUGAGAGAUUGCACAUAUAAAACGCACCAAUGUCAGAAGUGCAGACGGAUUGGCCAUAAGGAAACCCACUGCCGAGUUGUGAACAAUUUCAGACGUUCUUUUCCCCCAAAAAUGCGCGUAAAUCCCAAUUUUAGAAGAGCCAAUUUUCACGGACCGGCCGCAAAGAUAAUCCUCGCCGCCUUUCGCACAGAACUUGCACGCAAGAGAAAGUACGUGUCAGUAAAAGUCAAUGGUGUCCCUAUCACGUUGCAGCUGGAUACAGCGUCCGACAUUACAAUCAUCUCGAGAUCAGUCUGGAAGAGGCUUGGGAGACCAGCAUUCAAACGCACAACCCUGACGGCUAAAAAUGCAUCUGGGGGACCACUGAGAUUAGAUGGUGAGAUUGAGUGCGAAAUCAGCUUCAAUGGCUUGAAUCUUCGUGGCACGAUUUACUUGGUUACGAGCAGUGACGUAAAUCUGCUCGGCAUCGAUUGGAUCGAGAAGCUGCAUCUACUCGACGUACCACUGAGUCACAUUUGUUCUGAGAAUAAUGUCGCGGUGCUUCAUACAGCCGUAUCGAAUCAGCCGGGUCAAAGUAUUGCAGAACUGCUUCAAUCGAAGUAUGCAUGUGUAUUUCAAUCAGAGCUUGGACAUUGCACGAAAAUGCAGGCAAAGCUUACCCUGCUUCCUGAGGCAAAGCCAGUGUUCCGACCCAGACGUCCAGUCCCUCACGCAUCCCAAGCACUCGUGGAGCAUGAGCUUGAUCGCUUACAGCAGGCCGGAGUGAUCGAGCAAGUCAGUUUCUCACAAUGGGCGGCGCCUAUCGUUGUGAUCAGAAAACCGAAUGGCUCAAUUCGUUUGUGUGCAGAUUUUUCAACCGGCUUGAAUGCUGCAUUAGAACCCCAUCAGUACCCGCUUCCACUCCCAGACGACGUGUUUGCAAAGCUGAAUGGAGGCAAGUACUUUGCUACUCUGGAUCUGGCAGACGCUUAUUUGCAACUGCAGGUCGAACCGGAAAGCAGAAAGCUGCUAACAAUCAACACGCAUCGCGGCCUUUACCAGUAUAAUCGUUUGCCAUUUGGAGUAAAAACUGCACCUGCAAUCUUUCAACAAGUUAUGGACGCUAUGUUGACUGGCUUGACGGGAGCAGCAGCCUAUCUAGAUGAUAUCAUCAUAAUGGGCGGAACCCAGGAGGAAUUGUUUCAACGACUGGAUGACGUGAUGAUGAGAAUUAAGGAAUAUGGAUUCCGGUUGCGAGCUGACAAAUGCAAAUUUUUCCUGAAAUCCAUCAAGUUCCUGGGUUUCGUGAUUGAUGAGAACGGUCGACGGCCUGAUCCUGAAAAUAUCGAGGCCAUAGACAGAUUACCGGCACCAAAGGAUGUCACAACCUUGCGCUCAUUCCUUGGGAUGGUGAGUCAUUAUAGUGAGUUCCUACCUUGCAUGCAUCGAUUACGUCAUCCUUUAAACCAAUUGUUGAUGAAAGAUGUUGAAUGGAACUGGUCCGCACAGUGUCAAGAAGCUUUUGACAAACUCAAAUCUCUGCUGAAAUCAGAUUUGCUCCUUACGCAUUACAAUCCGAAGCAGGAGAUUGUCGUGGCUACGGAUGCUUCGAGUUAUGGAAUUGGUGCUGUCAUCUCACAUCGCUUUCCAGACGGGUCCGAAAAGGCUGUGGCACAUGUGGCACGAGCGCUGACCGCAUCUGAAAAGAACUACAGUCAAAUUGAGAAGGAGGCGUUGGCUAUCAUCUUUGCCGUACAGAGAUUUCACAAGAUGAUAUAUGGCAGAAGAUUCACGCUGGUGACUGAUCACAAACCGCUUUUGGCAAUCUUUGGAUCUAAGAAAGGCAUUCCGACAUAUACAGCCAGUCGACUUCAGCGCUGGGCAACUCUGCUCCUGGGGUAUGAUUUUGGCAUGCGGUAUUUGUCCACUGAUUCUAUUGGACAAGCGGACGCCCUGUCCAGACUGAUCAAUACCGGUAGACGCGAUCAAGAAGACGCAGUCAUUGCAUCCAUUGCAGCCGAAUCGGACGUCAGCUACAUGAUACAAGACGCAGUGUGUAACUUGCCAGUGAAUGGUUUAAUGGUUGCGCAAGCCACUAAACAGGACGCUGUGCUACAAGAAGUAUUAACCUAUACAAGAAGUGGAUGGCCAAAGAAGUGUCCGAACGAAGCUUUGACCCAGUUUUUCACAAGGCGAGGCGCAUUGUCGGAAGUUGAUUCCUGUCUGUUUUUCGCAGAUCGCAUAGUCAUCCCAGAAGUGCUCAGACAGCGCAUACUAAGAGAGCUGCACAAGGGCCAUCCAGGAAUCGCCCGCAUGAAGGCACUCGCUCGCAGCUACGUCUUUUGGCCGAUGAUGGACAGCCAAAUUGAGGAUAUCGGUCGAUCCUGUUCCAGAUGCAUCAGUGCAUCCAAACUGCCGGUGCGUGUGCCAUUGCAAUCUUGGUCGAAUCCAGAAUCUCCCUGGUCGCGCAUACAUGUUGAUUUCGCAGGACCAGUCGAGGGGGUGGAAUUUCUUGUGAUGGUUGACGCGUACAGUAAGUGGCCGGAAGUGAUCCGGAUGCAAACCACGUCCUCAAACAGCACGAUCUCGGAAAUGAGACAUGUAUUCAGUCAGCAUGGCCUACCAAAAACCGUUAUUUCCGACAACGGAUCGCAGUUUACGUCCUAUCAAUUCGCCGAGUUUUGCGCACAAAAUGGAAUCGAGCACGUGAGGACAGCACCAUAUUAUCCACAGUCAAAUGGCCAAGCGGAAAGAUUCGUCGAUACCCUGAAAAGAGCACUUUUGAAGUCAAAAGGCGAGGGAACGUUGGACGAAAGACUGGACCGGUUCCUACUGAAUUAUCGAGUGACUCCCAAUCCCAAUGCACCCGAUGGGAAGUCACCAGCUGAAGUCCUAAUGGGUCGCAGAUUGAGAACUACACUGGAUUUGCUGACACCCAGGCGUCCUCUCCCACAAACAAGGAACUUAGCAAUGGAGCAGCAAUACAACAGGCGGUACGGAGCACGGAGAAGGAUGUUCAGAGUUGGCGAAUUUGUAUCUGCAGCGGCUAUUCAGGGACGGCGGAUCAGCUGGAUACCAGGACGCAUCGUGCGACGUCGGGGACGGGUGAUGUACGAUGUUCAAGUUGGUGCGCAGGUAUGGAGACGUCACGCAAAUCAGCUGAAACUGCGGUGUACACUGGAAGGUGAUGUUCAGAAUGCCGACAGAUUUGAUGUUAAUGAGUUGCUUGACAAUGGCAAACCAAGUGCUUCUUCACGCCGAGAAUUUCAACCAAGGGAAUGCCCGGAACAAGAAGGUCGGAACAGACCCCAACGAACAAGAAAAUUCGCACAGCCGUUUCAAGUGGACCCGCGUCGGAAAAGCUAUGUUCCGUACAGGUAACUAACUUUUUUAAGGAGGGAGAGGUGUAUAGCGGAGGUAAGAAUAUUCCACCACUCUCCGUUGUUUUGUGAGUUUUAUUCCACUCACCCCGUCCUCUUUUACGGUUCCCCACAUACGUUUCUAUUACUUCACUUUUGUGACUAGCUUGGGUUGACACUGAAUCUUAUGCUUAAUGGUUUUUCCCUUACUCUGUACAUUUCGCUCGUUCGUGAGACAUCGUAUCGAUCCUUCGCCCCGGGAAUGACUAGCUUUGAUUGAUCGAUUGUCAGCCUUUCUGCAUAGCCUGUGUACAUGCCCUAAUUUGAAUCAUGUCAUUGAGUUGCACACACAGACGUUUGGUGGCCGGUUGGGCGUGCGGCGUGAACAUUGUUUUUACCCGG